Messenger RNA from Colletotrichum phormii, 1704 nucleotides. Its product is annotated as glycoside hydrolase superfamily. The coding region runs from base 1 to 1506 and encodes 501 amino acids. Gene Ontology annotation, biological process: carbohydrate metabolic process; cell wall organization. The transcript is spliced from 2 exons. NCBI's taxonomy places the organism in Eukaryota, Fungi, Ascomycota, Sordariomycetes, Glomerellales, Glomerellaceae. The record is from RefSeq and is a predicted model, not a curated record. Gene Ontology annotation, molecular function: glucan endo-1,3-beta-D-glucosidase activity. Gene Ontology annotation, cellular component: extracellular region; fungal-type cell wall; cell surface.
AUGCAGAGAGAUGGGACGACAUCGGGGAAGGAGCAAUCCCGUGUCAAUGCAUCGUCCGUUCUUCCCCCCAAGUUUCCCCCUGCGUCAGCCAAAGCGCUGGUUCAUCCAAUGGGGGUGCUUCAGGCCUCCAUCUCUCUCGCUGCCCUCACUGCCCUGGCGGCCACCGUCGAGGCUCAGAACUACCUUGGCUUCAACUCCGGUGCCACCAAGGCCGACCGUUCCGCCAAGUUCAAGGCCGACUUCGAGGCCGAGUUCAAGACUGCUCAGGGCCUCGUCGGUGCCCCCGGCGACUUCAACGCUGUCCGCCUCUACACCAACAUCCAGGCCUACUCCACCCAGGACCCCAUUGAGGCUUUCGAGGCUGCCAUUGAGACCAAGACCUACAUCCUUCUCGGUAUCUGGACUUCCGGCACCGAUAACAUUGACAAGGAGAUCAACGCUCUGAAGACCGCCGUCACUAAGUACGGCACCAAGCUCACCGACCUCAUCAUCGGUGCCUCCAUCGGUUCCGAGGACCUGUACCGCAACUCCGUCGCCGGUGUCAAGAACAAGUCUGGUGUCGGUGCCGACCCCAAGACCCUCGUCGACUUCAUCGACGACUUCAAGACCGCCUUCAAGGACACCCCUCUGUCCAAGGUCUCCAUCGGCCACGUCGACACCUGGGACGUCUGGGGAAACUCCACCAACAAGCCCGUCCUCGACGCCGUUGACUGGGUCGGUGUUGACGAGUACCCCUACUACGAGAACGACAAGGGCAACACCAUCGACAACGCUGGCAGCCUUUUCGACAAGGCCUACGAGGCCACCGUCGCCACCGCUGGCGGCAAGCCCGUCUGGGUCACCGAGACCGGCUGGCCCGUCACCGGCGAGACUUGGGAUGAGGCCGUCCCCAGCGCCAAGAACGCCCAGAAGUACUGGCAGGAGGUCGGUUGCCGCAAGCUCUUCAACAAGGUCCCCACCUUCUGGUACAACCUUCGCGACUCCAACCCCGACAACUCCAUGAAGUUCGCCAUCACCAAGGACCUGUCCACCACCCCUCUGUUCAACCUCACCUGCCCCACCACCUUCGACACCCCCUCCAGCACCAAGACCGCCUCUGCCUCCGGCACUGCCACCGCUAAGCCCAGCAGCUCCUCUGGCGCCAGCUCCGGCUCUGGCUCUGGCUCUGACUCUGGCUCUGGCUCUGGCUCUGGCUCUGGCUCUGGCUCUGGCUCUGGCUCUGGCUCUGGCUCUGGCUCUGGCUCCGGCAACAGCACCAGCGGCGGUUCCGGUUCCGGCUCUGGAAGCGGCUCUGGCAGCGGUUCUAACUCGACCGUCUCCACCGCCUCUCCCUCUGCCACCUCCGGCUCCGGCUCCGGCUCCGGCUCCUCCGGCAGCGGAUCCGGCUCUGGAUCCAGCGCCAGCAGCACGCCCUCCGCGGUUGCUGGCUCUGGUGCCGCCGGCCUCCAGGUCUUCACCACCGGUGCUCUGGCCGUCGUUGCCGGCGCUUUCGCCCUCCUCUACUAAGAGACUCGAGGAGUAGUGCACUCACUCGUCUUGUGGUCAAAUUUUUCUAGCGCAUUGGCAAGGUGUCUUUUGAUUCCCCCUUCUGGACAUGUGUUUUUUUCGGUAUCAUAAUCAUGGAUAGAUCGAGGAUAGACUGAAGGAGAAAAAAAUGUGAUUAAUCCAUACACUCAUUAAAAUUGUACAAAUGGACCCUGCGGU